AGCACUUUAUGGAUUCGAUCAGUGGUGGCUGCGAAGUGACGUGUGAUAUAUGUGACAUUUCCAAAACUGUUAUAUGACCUUUAUAUCACAGGGCCUUUGAAAUCCCCCCCCCCACAGUGAACAAAAAGGAGUGCACAGGUCAAAAGGAAAGUCAGGAGUGUCUCUGACCAGACUCUCCUGUAUUCUCUGAUAUUAUCUGCUCUUUGGACCAAGCAUUGCACAGCUGUUUGUUUUUCUUGCUGCUCCUUUUGGUGUUGAUUACAUCUGUGUAGUAAGACUUUCUGCAGAUUCUUCAGCCAGAAGGUUAUGUCAGGAAAGAUGUGCAGCAGUAGCAGCGUUGUUCAGGCACAAAAACUGGUGGAUCAACUUCGGCUGGAGGCAAGCAUGGAAAGAAUCAAGAUUUCUCUGACAGCAGCAGAUUUGGUUCAGUACUGUCAGGAUCACAAGCGCAGUGACCCCCUGCUCACUGGUAUCGCUGCUUCAUCCAAUCCAUUCAAAGAUAAGAAGACCUGUGUGCUUCUGUAAUAGUACUGAGUGGAGAUAACCACUUAUUAAUGACUACUGUAUAACAGAUUGAUGUGUGUUUAUACAUAUACUUUAUAUUAUCCAUGGAUAAUGAGAUCAAACCUCUGGAGUCAGAAAUUGUUUUCUUUGCUCUGCCAACAUGAAAAAGUAGACGAAAUGCAACAUAUGUGAUAAAGAAAGAUGGGAUUUAUGUAAACCAUUUGCUUUCAACCUGUUUUAUCUUAAAGUGUUAAAUAUUACCACUUUGUGAUAAUAAAAUUAAUUCAAAUGUCUCCUAAUUUCUUUUCAUCUUGAGUCAGUUUGGAUUGUUAUCAGCUGAGUGUGUUGAA
Sphaeramia orbicularis (orbiculate cardinalfish) is the source of this 854-nucleotide messenger RNA. Its product is annotated as guanine nucleotide-binding protein G(I)/G(S)/G(O) subunit gamma-12-like. Gene Ontology annotation, biological process: G protein-coupled receptor signaling pathway. Bases 307 to 525 code for a protein of 72 amino acids. The record is from RefSeq and is a predicted model, not a curated record. Gene Ontology annotation, cellular component: heterotrimeric G-protein complex. Gene Ontology annotation, molecular function: G-protein beta-subunit binding. The transcript has 2 exons. Lineage: Eukaryota; Metazoa; Chordata; Actinopteri; Kurtiformes; Apogonidae.